AAUGCGGGCCUCCCAGGAUUGCCCUGUGCUGCAACAUGGAAUUCCGCUCCGCACGGCAAGCAAUACUGCAAUUGCUUCGUAACGUGGCUCCAGCAGAUCUCCCGGCGCUGCUCGAGUGGAUGCGAACUACCCGAGAUUUUGAUGAGCUCACUCAAGAUAAUAAUGACAGUAUUUUGAAAAGCAUAGCAGAAGAUCUUCGGAAUUGCUUACCUCUAGAAACCAUGCUUUCCUCAGAACAUCUAGCCCUCCAAAAAAUACGGCAGCGGCCAGAACCCACAGUUCACGUUGAUGCAUUCCUUUAUGAUGAAGACUUUAUUGAUUCAUUAUGUGAGGAAGGAAAAAUGAGCAGAAACUACUGCAUGGUGUGUGGCUCACACCAGACAGCACCUUUAGGAUUUAUUUCUCAUUCCUUCUCUCUCAUGGAAUUGAAGUUCAUUUAUCAUCAUGUACUCCCUGAUCUGUCUGGAAAGCUCUUGGUCGACGUUGGCUCCAGGCUUGGCACAGUCCUUUAUGGGGGUUACCUUUACAGUUCAGCAUUGCAACUGUAUGGAGUAGAAAUGAACAGAGACUUUUGCCAGUUGCAGGAAAUGAUCAUAGAAAAAUACCAGUUCACUGACAGAAUAAAGGUGCUUCAUGCAAACAUCUGUACCCAGGAUUCCCUUCUGCAAAAUGCUGAUGUUGUUAUAAUGAAUAAUGUCUUCGAAUAUUUUCUUGAUGAGGCAGAACAGGCCAGAGCCUGGGAAUACAUCAGCCAUAAUGUAAGGAAACAAGGAUCGUUAUUAGUGACAGUACCAAGUCUUGAAGAGACUCUCUCAGGUCUUCAGGUUAAUAUACAGUUACCUCUCUGGGUUGAAGAGGUACCACUGAACUAUCAUGUGUACCCAGAAAAGGAUAUUGACAGGGAAGCUCUUGAACAAAUACACUUAUAUAAGAUUCUCUAGCACUAAAAUAGUCCUACCUAAGUGUAAUUUUUUUGAGUAUAUUACAAAAUAAUAAAAAAGAUAUGCAUCC
This is a messenger RNA of Pteronotus mesoamericanus, 1011 nucleotides long. RefSeq lists its product as uncharacterized. The transcript has 8 exons. The record is from RefSeq and is a predicted model, not a curated record. Gene Ontology annotation, molecular function: methyltransferase activity. Lineage: Eukaryota; Metazoa; Chordata; Mammalia; Chiroptera; Mormoopidae. The coding region runs from base 36 to 941 and encodes 301 amino acids.